AUGGCAAGUCUCCAUUCUCAACAAAGUCGACCCUCCGCCCAAAAUCGCUCGCCCGCCCCGCAUUCCGCGGGUGGCAAAAGAGUCAAAGACAAAGAAACCUCAGACGGCGAGGAGACUCUAAGUUCCGACUUCGACUCUGACCGUGAUUCGGAUUUCAUCGAUCCAAGUGAGGACGGCUUGGAAGACGAAGAAGAUGUAGUCAUGGCGAUGUAUAGCGAGUCCGAGCAAUCAGACGGCAACCGUCUUGAGGGUAUGCAUGAAAUCCCCAAAGAUCCAACAUUGCAAUCGUCAAAUCCUUGGUUCGACGAGGUUCCUUGGGGAACAAAACUGUGGAUAUGCUCGCCGUGA
Messenger RNA from Penicillium bovifimosum, 348 nucleotides. RefSeq lists its product as uncharacterized. NCBI's taxonomy places the organism in Eukaryota, Fungi, Ascomycota, Eurotiomycetes, Eurotiales, Aspergillaceae. The transcript has a single exon. The coding region runs from base 1 to 348 and encodes 115 amino acids. The record is from RefSeq and is a predicted model, not a curated record.